Messenger RNA from Amoebophrya sp. A25, 1338 nucleotides. The record is from the annotation of a GenBank genome assembly. Lineage: Eukaryota; Dinophyceae; Syndiniales; Amoebophryaceae.
AUGAAUCGCUUUUUGAAGUCGUGCGCAAUGCUCGCCGUCUCUGCGGGAGGUGUGAAAAUCGCGACCACGGCAGCGGAGGCGGGCAAGACCGUCGAGCGCCUCAACGAAAAGAUCCAAGAAGUGAAUGAUAAUUUGGUCAAGAUUCAAGAAACAAAAUGCAGCCAAGUCGACAGGGCACUGUUUUCAGCCGCUUGUGGAGAUACGAAGCCGACGGAUGACACGAUUACACGUGAAAUUGUAAAUAAUGUAGUCACUUCCCGCGCAGGAGGACAGGCCAAAUUGGAGAACGAGUUUGAUGAAGCCAAUGCCAGCGGCGACGUCAAAAAGCUGGUGGUACACUUGAAAAAAGAUUUGAAAUACAAAAAAUCCCGCAAUAAUGAGGUUGUACACGCGGCCUGCUGCCCCGACUUCUACUACAAUGGUAAUGCUUGUUGCCGCUAGAAACUGCAGCAGCACGACUUUACUAAUUAUGCUGGGAGAACGCAAAAGCUGACAGGAUCAGCACUAACUAUUAUAAUACCAUUUAUUUGCUUCAUCUGCUCCUUCUGGAAACGUUCGCUCAUGGGACAGGAACAUUAAAAGCGAUUAAAGGACCAGCUACGUUUUUGCAGUACACCAACAGCCACAGUUGUUCGUCGUAAUAUAGGACUGGGAAGAUCUUAGACUGACAAGAAGGCUUUCUUUGUCUAUCAAAUUCUAAAGUCUAACACUUCUAGACUGUAGAAUUUUCUAAUAUUCACUUAGUAUCCUUCCACUAUCGUCUAGAAAAGCUGCAUUAGUACUAGCAACAGGAGAUGAUCGAGAUCGUGGCGGGAGUAACCCAUGCACAACUGCUCGUGGUGUACUAACUACACGACUGUCGACAUCACGAGAAGAAGCCCUUCUUAGUCUUAAGUUAUGUAAAGAAACAACUUCAUGUCAGCAUGAUGAUCAUUCAAGACGUUGAAAUAUUAAGAAAAAAGUGUAGGUACGUAGAAGUCGUGGACAUCAGUCAACGUUACCCUACUACCCGAUUUUUCUUGAUGUUAGCUAUAUCAAGAAUUAUAGCAUCACAAGAUGAAACAUCAGCACUAGCUUCGAUAAAGAGAUCCGAUAUUGAUCUAGAUCAAAGUCGUCAAAAUGCAAAUAUGGUGCUAGUUGUACUGCGACUGCUAUCCCUAUGAUCCUAAAAAUCCUAGUAUAAACGAAAAUGAAUCUGAAGACAACUGAUAUUCUCGCUGCAAGAACUACAACGUCACCAGAAGAACUCGAACGCGAUGUAUUGUUCGAAGGCCUUGCUUUAAAUUGACAACAGAACUCUCCAUAUCACACAUUACUAGCAGUGACGAUUGAUCUACA